Molecule: messenger RNA, 1363 nt
Organism: Girardinichthys multiradiatus
Lineage: Eukaryota; Metazoa; Chordata; Actinopteri; Cyprinodontiformes; Goodeidae
Product: transcription elongation factor A N-terminal and central domain-containing protein
Exons: 3
Coding region: 201-1163 (320 amino acids)
Biological process (GO): DNA-templated transcription
Cellular component (GO): nucleus
Source: RefSeq, a predicted model, not a curated record
GCAAAACGCCAAAAUCCUUUAAAUCUGCUGCAGGGGAAGAGGCUAUUAUGUACUUAUUUGAGCAAAAAGAUGCAAAGAAUGAUUUGAUUCUCAUCUACGUCCUUCGAAGGUACAACCUGAUACACAACAUGGCUGCUCCCAGACGUAUGGUGGAUUAAGUUGCAGGAAGAAGCAGCAAACCAUGAGGAAAACCAGAUGCAAUGGAAACAAAGGAAGUAGUCCACUUUGCUCUUCAGCUAGAGAAGUUAGCUGCAGACCAAAGCUUUGGGAGUAUCAUGACCCUGCUUAGUGACCUUGAUAAGUGUAAUAUAUCUCUAGAGCAGCUGGAAAGAACAGACAUUGUCCAAGUGCUUUAUAAACUCCUAAAAACCUGCUCGGAGAACAACGUGAGGAAAACAGCAAGGAGUUUGUUGUCAAGGUGGAAGAGACAGUAUAGUAGGGGAAGGCGGGAAGUUAAAUGUUGGGAUUCUGGAAACUGCUGUACUAUUUCUUCAGAACAGACAGAGGAUAGUGGGGUUUCCAAAGAUUCUCCACCAGAUCCAACACAAACGUGUGUACACAGCGAUGAGAGUGCAUCAGAACAGCACUGUCAUAUUCUUGCUGGAGAGAAGACCUCUACUUCUUCUGACUGUGUGAGAACCAAAUGUGUUCAGCUCCUGCUCGCUGCCCUCCGCCCUGAACCUCCUGAUCGAGAUAAGGCAGCAGAGCUGGCUGAAAGCAUUGAGCAGCACAUCCGCAAGCUCCACAUAGCCAACCACCUCAAAUACAAAGCCUGCGUGCGGAGCAAGGUGGCGAACCUGAGGAAUCCCAAAAACGGUCAUCUACGGCAGGGUCUCCUAUGUGGCUCCCUGGCCCCUGAGGCCUUCGCCCGGAUGUCUCCUGAGGAGAUGGCCAGUGCAGAGCUGCGGCAGCUGCGGGAUGAGUACUCAUCCCAAGGUGUGAGCGAGAGGCAGCUUCCACGAGGGUUGGAGGGCACACCGACGCAGAAGAUCCGCUGCAAAAGAUGUGGAGGAUCGGACUGCAGGGUGACACAGGUGUCUAGAGGUGCCUUGUUUUUGCCGGCGUGGGUGAGGCGUGGUGGCCCUGACGAAGACGCAAUGACCUUUGUGACUUGUAGUGGGUGUGGCCAGCAGUGGUACCACAGUGGCUGGGUGUGCCUCUGAAUCCAAAAACCAGGUUAUUUUAACAGCAGAGACUGCCUAAUGAUUAUCUGAUGAGGGAUUUAAUAAAAACAGAAGUCAGUUUGUUACAAAGCAUUACUUCUGCAUGAAGUUUGUCUGGAUUUAUCUGCAAAUCUGAAACUGUCAAACAAGUUUGCCUGCUUUUGAUCUGCUUGUAUUAAAGUCCAAACAGUGCUGCUUCA